AUGAUUGCAGACUUCUCAGUGUUUGGACCGUUUUGCCAGCUCCCAGCGAUUGGACCGCGCAAGUGCUGCCAUGAUGUUGGUUGGAGGAGGGUGAUCAGCACGGGACCUUUGCCCAGCGCUGGAUCUCAGAAUUUUGAGCAUAGAACGUAUAAGCCAACAAACUGGAUAACGACUAUUGUAGAUAAGAGUCGUGAUGUCUAUGACACUGAAAAUGGAUUUUUGCGUCUCAACCAGUAUACUAAUGGAUCAAAUGUAAAAGGUAUAUCAGUGGAGACAGGACAACCUGUGAUGUUAUUUGUUCCAAUUAAAAAAGGCCAAUUCGCUACCAUAUCAUACUUCCUGCCACCCGGAGUGGAUGCUCCUAAACCAUUAAUCUCUAAUGUUUUCCAUGAAACUUUUACUGAAGUGUCCUUGUAUAUUAGGACUUUACAGAGAUCUGCUGUAGAUUCAGAUAUUUAUAGACUUGGAAAUAUUCUACAAAAAAUGUUGAUUUCCCAGAAAAAAUCAUUUGAUGGUUCAUUUAUUGGAUGCUGUCUCUAUGAUGGUCCAGAUAAAAGCUCCCGACAUAUUGAAGUGUUUUUUAUGGCGAUAUAG
Pelobates fuscus (common spadefoot toad) is the source of this 594-nucleotide messenger RNA. RefSeq names its product heme-binding protein 2-like. Bases 1 to 594 code for a protein of 197 amino acids. Gene Ontology annotation, cellular component: cytoplasm. The transcript is spliced from 4 exons. NCBI's taxonomy places the organism in Eukaryota, Metazoa, Chordata, Amphibia, Anura, Pelobatidae. The record is from RefSeq and is a predicted model, not a curated record. Gene Ontology annotation, molecular function: heme binding.